Molecule: messenger RNA, 3256 nt
Organism: Columba livia (rock pigeon)
Lineage: Eukaryota; Metazoa; Chordata; Aves; Columbiformes; Columbidae
Gene: MSANTD4
Product: Myb/SANT DNA binding domain containing 4 with coiled-coils
Exons: 3
Coding region: 862-1899 (345 amino acids)
Source: RefSeq, a predicted model, not a curated record
AGUUCGCGCGGCUCCCCGGGGAUCCGAGCGGGCGGGGAGCGGGACCGGCCCUGUCCGCGGUGGGGCUGAUGCAGCCGCCUCCCCUGUGGGAUUGCUCCACGCGCGGGGUGCGGGCAGCCCCCGGCCCCUUUGUAGGGGAAGCGCGGUGGGGCUUCGCCGCCCUCGGCCCCUGCGGGCAGUGAGGCGGUUGUCCGCCGUCCUCCUCGGGAGCCCCGCAGGUCCGCCCUGCGCCUCCUCAUCCUCCUCGGAGGAAAGGCGCAGGGUCCCGCUGCCCGGUCACUUCCCGGGGUGGCCUUGGCCUACGGCGUGGGCGGGGGCCGCGGGCCCACCCGCUCCGUGGGGUCAGGUCGGGGGGACCCCCGCAGCCACGCUCUGGGCGCUGCCGCCCUGGCGGAGCAGGCCCGGCGGGGCUCGGGGUCGCCAGCCGGGGCAGCCACCCGUGCCCCGGCCUUCCUUUGUUGCCUUCGCCGCAGGGCGUCGUGCGGCUCCUGGCGGGACCCGGCCGGCCCCGCCUCCCCGCUGCCCGGCGGCGCGGAGCGGAGCGGGGCGCUGUGCCCCCUCCAGCCCUGCAGGGUGCGCGCCUGCUCGGGGGGCAGGUUUUCUCCCGUUCACGGCCAUUGCUGUUGCAGGGGAACUUUCUACUGAUGAAUCUGUGGAUUCAACAGCUGAAUCUGCCGCUGCUUUCCAUCCUCGGAAGCCUGACAAAUAGGAAAAUACUACAAAGUGAAGAGAAAAUUCACUUCACAAGAACUGAGCUCUGCUUUCAUAGGCUUUAAAAUUUUACUUGUAUUAGUAACUGAUAAGUGUCAGAUCAUCUCUGUAGUCUCCUGUGGUGAAAUUAUUAGGUUAAAGCUGGAAAAAAUGAAACAAUUAAAAAGAAAAAGAAAAAGCAAUUUUAGCGUUCAGGAAACUCAAACUCUCCUUAAGGAAAUCAGAAAAAGGAGGGAAGUACUCUUUUCAAAGCAACUUAAUACAACAAUUAAUGAGAUGAAACGGAAAGCUUGGGAGGAAAUAGCAGAGUGUGUAAAUGCUGUAGGUGAAGGAGAGCAAAGAACAGGGACAGAAGUGAAAAGGCGAUACCUUGACUGGAGAGCACUCAUGAAGAGAAAACGUCUGAAUGCAAACAUCAAAGUAGUAGGUGCUGGGUUUCACCUUCCUUCAUCCAAUUUAGAUGACUCUCUCAAUGAAGACAUGGAUGAGAAAAUGGGAUUUGCAAUUGAAUCUAGUUUUGAAUGGCAAAAUAUCACUGACUUCAGAGAAGCUGGUGGAUCCUUAACAGAAAUCAAAGUAGAAGAGGAAGAGGAGGAUCCGCAGAAUUUUGAAUUUCCUAUAGAGGAAGAAGAAGAAAUAUUGUCAUCGGUUUUGCCAGAGUCGAAAAAAGAAAAUGACCUGCCAGACUUCCCACACAUUGAAGAGUUUGGAAAUCUAAGCUCUGCUCAAGCUAGGCUAGCCUAUGAAGAUUCUCACUUGCUUGUAAAUCUGGAGAAGCAGAAGGUGGAACUGGAGAAGCAGCGACUAGACAUUGAAGCUGAAAGGUUGCAAGUGGAGAAGGAGCGCCUGCAAAUUGAAAAAGAGCGUCUGCGGCAUGUUGACUUGGAGCGUGAGAGACUUCAGAUUGAGAAGGAGCGACUUCAGAUUGAAUGGGAGAAGCUCAGACUAGAGACUCUGCAUGCUGAAAAACCUGCCCUGGAAAAUGAUCUCACCCAAACAGAAAAACCCAUCAUGCAGCCUCUGGAUCUAGAAACUGAAAAGUUAAAACUCGAAAAAGAACGUUUGCAGUUAGAGAAAGAGCGGCUGCAGUUCCUGAAGUUUGAGUCAGAGAAGCUGCAGAUUGAGAAGGAACGCUUGCAAGUGGAGAAGGAGCGACUUCGAAUUCAGAGAGAGGGUCACUUGCAGUGAACUUCUCAAGGGUCAACGUUAGUAUUUUGAUGUUUGUAAAAUAGAGGUAGUUCUUUUCUUGACACUGAAACUGUCCUAGAGGUUUAACAUUCAUCUGUUUGGAGUUGAAUGUUGAUGUUAAACUAAAAAAGAAAAAAAAAAUGGUGCUGAAUAUGUCAGUGUGCCUACAUACAUGAGCUUAUGUGUGAAAUUGCUUUUCAGUGUAUCAGAAAGAAGUGUUAUGUUCUCUUGUCCUCAGUAUUGUGUUGUAUUAGUUUGGUGUCCUCUCAUAGUCAUAUUGAGAAGAAUCAAGGCUGAACCUUGUGUAAUUUUUUCACUGUACUAACAGUAAGGAAGGAUCACAAUAAAUUAAUGUACGUUGUGAGGGCAUGGUGCUGACAGUAGCCCACACAGUAAAUAAGUUAGAACACAAUAAUGCAGAGACAUGAUGCAAUUGAUUCAUUUAACUUAAUCUCCUCGUUUUGUUUUUUUUUCCACCUCACCAAUUGGAAAAAGAGUUCAAGAAUUAUCUAAAAGUUAAAGUACAAGUUAAGUUUACAGCUGUUACGUUUACUGUUGUUCCAGAGCUUGAACUGAAUGGGAGUGCAGAAAAACAGUAUUCUAUCUUUUGCAUGAAGUGUUCAUGCUACAUAAAGUUACACAUCAAUCAUACCUACUAUAAGCUGGACUGCUGGUUGCACCAGGCCAUUAAUAAUGCUGUAUGGAAUAUAGCACUUGUCAUAGUAUAGCAUAGGGACUUACUGAUUGAUCAGGUGUGCUGUCCCAUGAAUCUCUGACCUCCUGAAGUAAUUUGCUAGUCCUGGCUUGUUCCUUGAAAGACAGUAGCUGGCGAUGAGAGUCUUGGUCGUGGAGUUGUAGAGUGUAAGCAGCAACUAAGGAGCACGGGGCUGAGCACUAACACUCGUGAUGUUGGUUCUGUGUGGCCAGCACUGAGGUCAUGUCCAAGAGGCAGCCAGAAGAUACUUCAGUGGCUGACACCGUGUAGUGUGUUUUAAUUAGACAAACAGAAAUGGUCAGUGCUGAGGGCUGUCAGUAUAUUUCAUAAGCAAUGUAUUUAUUUAAAAUAAUUAAAAAACCCAAGCUAUUAUUUCAUAUGUUUCAAUCCCAACUGAGCCAGACUUCACAUUUCUCAUCUUUCUGCAAGUAACUAUCUUUUGUUGACUCCAUUUGAAAUUUACAACUACGAAAAUACUAAAUCUGAAUAUAUGUUGAGUGACUUACAUGGAUUCCUGUGCAAGUAAAUAUAUUUAUACCACUACAGGAUUACUUUUAUUCUGCAAAGAAAAUGUUAUUUUUUUAUUACUGAAACAAGUGUGCUUCUACAGUGGAAAUAAAUUUGACUAGUACAAUCCAAAAA